Messenger RNA from Strigops habroptila (Kakapo), 4844 nucleotides. RefSeq names its product base methyltransferase of 25S rRNA 2 homolog (gene BMT2). The coding region runs from base 1151 to 2140 and encodes 329 amino acids. Lineage: Eukaryota; Metazoa; Chordata; Aves; Psittaciformes; Psittacidae. The record is from RefSeq and is a predicted model, not a curated record. The transcript has 6 exons. Gene Ontology annotation, biological process: negative regulation of TORC1 signaling.
AGCCGCGCCGGGUGCGCUUCCUGCUCCUCCCCGGGCGGCCGGGGGCGCGGCUGGCAGCGGCUGCCCGCAGCCCCGGCCGGGUCUGCGGAGGUUCUGCCGCUUUACUUGAGCUGUUGGUAGCGGAGAGUCCUUCCUGGCUCGGGACGGCUCACAGCGCAUCUCCCGGAGCUUUUCCCGUGGGUUGGUGUGCACGGAUAAUGCUGCGAGGUGAAAACGUGCCCUUGGCUAAAGGUGUGAUACACCCGUGUGUGGACAUGGGUCCCUCCGUAUAGCCCUACCUUGCUGCUCCGUGCGACAUUGAAUAGCCGGCAGCUAGGCCUUUGACCACCGGCAGCUUCUAAGUCAUACAACAGUGUUUUCCAAACUGAGGAUCUGCAGGAGUGAGGAGAACAGUCGGUUUUGAAUGCCAAGAGAGAUUGAAUGAUGAUCUGGAAAGGCAUGGGUCUUUGUGAAUUGUUUGUGCCUUCUGUCUCUCAGCUGUGGAGAAAUAGUUCAGGCUGGAGCACUAAGCAAAAGAGUUGGGGAAAAGCUGUUACAAAAUAAAUUACUCUGAGUCCUGAAAAAUCUACUUUGUCAUCAGUAUUAAUGCCCUUGUGCAAGGUUCUUAUGGGUGGUAUUGGAAUGCUUAAAACCUCCCAGAAAUGCUUUCAUAUGAGCGUCAGAGUUGAGACUUGUUUGCUGAAAUUUGCAGCUUCUUAUAGUUGAUUGUAAUAAUCUGUUCAAUCUUCUUUAUAAUGCAGGUGACAAAAAAAUUCAUCCAUUCAUUCUUUCGGUGAGCCCACAGCCCUUUGGUGCAUACCUGCAGAAGGACAGUUAUAAAAUGGCAACUCUUGCUGUUGCAGGCACCAGUCCUUGCCUGUUCGCUGUGUUUGUGUAUGGCACUCUGUGAAAGAAUCAAGGUCAUACUGCAGAAGUCUCCAUGGGAGCCUGUCCAUGGGAUUUGGGCAGAGAUAUGUACCUAUCUAGACACUGAUCAAAAGUUGCUGUUUAUUUUGGCUUUGUACUGACUGGCAAGUACAUUACCCUGACAAAAUCAAAGUUGACAGUUUGCUGAAGAGAAGUAAAAAAGUAAAUCAUCUUGGGAGACUUUGAUAAGAUCUGGCGUGAGCACUGUGAGGAUGAGGAAACUCUGUGUGAAUAUGCUGUGGCAAUGAAAAACCUUGCAGAUAAUCACUGGGCAAAAACUUGUGAAGGGGAAGGCCGAAUUGAAUGGUGUUGCAGUGUAUGCCGAGAAUAUUUUCAGAACGGUGGGAAAAGAAAAGCACUUGAGAAAGAUGAAAAAAGAGAACUUCUUGCUUCUAAGACCACUCCAGCUUUAAAUGUUCCCCAGGCUCCCAAGAUCGAAGAUCCUUUGCCAAACUCUGGCUUGACAAAUCAUGAAGCUGUACCAGAAGAAUUGCUCCACUCCUUGGGGAAGAUCAGAUUACUUGAUGUUGGUAGCUGCUUUAAUCCAUUUCUGAAGUUUGAAGAAUUUCUGACAGUUGGCAUAGAUAUUGUUCCAGCUGUUGAGAGUGUAUACAAAUGCGACUUCUUAAAUCUUCAAAUUCAGCAACCACUCCAACUGGCACAAGAUGCUAUAGAUGCCUUUCUUAAGCAACUGAAAAACCCUAUUGAUUCUCUACCCGGAGAACUGUUCCAUGUCGUUGUUUUCUCACUCCUCCUUUCUUACUUUCCAUCACCCUAUCAACGAUGGAUAUGCUGCAAGAAGGCACAUGAACUUCUCGUAUUAAAUGGCUUACUGCUUGUAAUAACUCCUGAUUCAUCUCAUCAGAAUCGCCGGGCUAUGAUGAUGAAAAGCUGGAAAAUUGCCAUAGAGUCCUUGGGUUUUAAACGCUUCAAGUAUUCGAAGUUUUCUCACAUGCACCUGAUGGCAUUUAGGAAAACCUCCCUGCAAACAACAAGUGACUUAGUUAGCAGGAACUACCCAGGAAUGUUGUAUAUCCCACAGGAUUUCAACAGUAUAGAGGAGGAGGAGUAUUCCAACACUUCCUGCUAUGUUCGAUCAGAUACAGAAGAUGAACAACUAGCUUACGGUUUUAUGGAGCUACCUGAUGCUCCUUAUGACUCAGACUCUGGAGAAAGCCAGUCUAGUUCGAUUCCUUUCUAUGAGCUAGAAGAUCCUAUAUUGCUUCUAAGUUAAUGUAGUUGUUGAAAGGCCCUUUCAGUCAAACUCUUGCUUAACUAAUUUUGCUAUACUAACAUGGGCUCAACACACAAAAAUGGUUUGCAUAAAGAAAAUGCAAAGGUUUACAGAGUUUGCUAUUUUUUUCUACUUUUGAAUUUUAAAAUUUAUUCUUGUAUGAAAGUGAAAAAAAUACAAGUUUUAUGCACAUGACUCAUGUCAUAGCAUAAAUUGCUGUUACUUUCUUUAGAUGUGUAUCACUAAUUCUUUUCCAGAAAGGUACCAUUCUUUUCUUUAGUGCUGUGAAGUGUGAAUUCUAUUUAAUUUGUUAAACGUCUUUUCAAUAUUUUAACCCAAUGUGGUUGAGCUUAAGGCACUGGAGUUGCUGGGCUUCUGAGAAGUAUAUGUAGGAAGAAAUAAUUAGCACUUUAACUAAAUGUGCAGAUAGGUUAAGACACUUGGUUACACGUGUCCCUUUGUAAUUAUGGAACAAAACUUUUUUCCAAAAUCUGUUUCACUCUGGGUAAGCCAGAGCUGGAGAAACUAUAAUGCUUGCACAUUUAAUUUUGUUUAUUGCAACCCUCUUGAGAUAAAGCCAAAUUGAGAUAACACCCAAAUACUGGAAUAUAUUCAUCCAUAGUUAUACAUACAGUGUAAUUUUGUUGCAUAAAUAGCAGUUAGACAUGAGAUUUCUGAAGAGGUUAUCCCCCUCAGAGGAGUAUGGUACGUCUAGACAAUUACGUUUCACUUGAAAGCUGGAACAUGGUUUGCAAUUUUAUGAGUGUACAAGCACUGACAUAUACCAGUAUUUUUCCCCAAUUCUCUUCAAACUGUGUUUUUUGUGAGGACAGGGUGGGUUUUGUCAUGUUUUAAAGUAAAUUAUUUAUGCAUUUUAAAAACAACUUUUUCUGUAGUUGUCCUUAUUUGUAGACCUCGCAAGUUAUACAGUAACUACAGACCAAUUUUGUAAAAAGGAACAUAAUUAUACAGGUUACACAUACAUAAUUAGACAAGGAUACACAUAUUUGCACAAAGUUGUGUAUUCAGACCACACAAGUGAAGUUAACGUAAUUUGUUUGCUUAUUUAGACUCCAAAAUCUUCUGUUUAGCUAAAUAAAACUUCCAUAGCUGUCUGAGAACUGGUCCUCGCUGUAAGGAGAUGGCACAGAAGUGGUUUACAUCUAUUAAGUUUUUUAACUUGGGUAAUAGAUCUGUGAGGUUUUGCAGGAAAAAACAACUCUGUUCAGUGGUAAAACCAGAGGAUUCAGUAUUAGUUUAGCUUAGCUUUCCCUCCAUCUAAAAAUAAUGGCCAGAAUUUUCAGAUUUGAAUGUUAGGCUGUUAAAUCUAUAUCUAAGUGCCUAAUAAUAAAUGAUUUGAACUAGGUGCCACAUCGGGGUUUUAGACUGACUUCUGCAAAAUGGUAGAGAAUAGUAAUACAGAGUUUCACAGGUGGUUGUGGUGAAAUGUACCUGACACCAUAUUAACCUACCAUGUUGUACUUAUCAUACAGAGGUUACCAGAUAAACUGAAGUUGUAGUGUGGAAUUUACAGUGGUUGCUACAAAAAUGAAACUUGCUCCUUCCAUUGAAGUUUUGCACUGAAAGUGUCACGGUUUGACCUACCUGUCUUUUUCUUUUAUACUGCUUCCUACAUAGAGUCAUCCCCCGUUGGUCCAGCUUACACUCAAAAUGUGAUCUGGACUGUAAUGCUUUAUUCUUUAACAUAAGCUUUUUGUGUUUCUCCUUAAAUUUAAAGCAUCCUUUAAUACCUGAUUCAAAUUUGAUGUUCAAUCUGAACGAUAUCCAUAAAUACAAACCAAACAAUUAUAUUCUGAUGUAUUAAAAAAAAAAAGGUUUGAAAUAGAAGUAUUAAGGCUGACCUUUUUUGAUGAUUUUUUACAGAGAAUACUUCUCUAAUGAAAUAGACAAUGGCUUCAAAAUUGGCUCUAAGUCAGUAUUUGCAUCCAAUGCUUUACCACUUCACUUGUCAUUCAAAGCCUUUCUUCUUCCCAGUUAACCACUGACUCCAGCAGUGCUCCUGUUAAAGCUAAAAUAUUGGUGCUAUAAAUUCAGCUAUUUAUGGAAACUUAAUCUGUGCAUACGUCAAAGUGUACCUAACAUUUUAACUGAAACUCCUUUUAAAAACAAGUUAUAUACCAGCUGACAUAUAUGUUGGCAUUGAUUAGAUUUUGUGAUUAAUACAAAAAAGUACUUCAGACCAAGAUCUAUCCCCUCCAAACAGUUUAAAUAUUAACAUUUAAAAAUUAAGCCUUUUUGACAGGUUGAUGACACCAUAGUAUUUGUGGUUUACGGACCUGAGGUUUGUAACAGCUUGGUUUUCUUGCUGCUCAAUCUAAAUACCUGAAGUGGGGGGUUUUGUUUAGUUUGGGAGUUUUUGGUUUUAUUUUUACCUUUUUUUACUUUUUUCUUUUCUUUUUUUUUUUUUUUUUUUUUUUUUUUUUUGGAGGUAGUGGGAUUUACGUAAAUACUUCUAUCUCCCUGAACAAUAAAGUGGUGAUAUCAGGAGUUGUUAGAUAUUUGGCUUUGGUGAAAGAAGAAUGUUUCUAGAUUAUGAAGUAUUUGAAAAUUAUGACUGUGCAAGAGAUGUCUUGUUCUUAAGGUGCUGGAGAGGAAAAGGAAAAUGUGUAUUUACAUUUCUGUUGUCUUUAUGUCACUACUUUUUGUGAACAAAGCACAUUUAUUAAAAAAUACAAAAACUGGA